AGUUCUUCGCUAUAUGCUACUUCACUCCAUAAGUUGUUUAAGCGGUGGUGUUCUCAAGAACGAAUGUGUCCAAAGGUGAAAAGAAGUUGACCUUAAAACGGAAAGGCAGAAAUUGAAAAAUAUCGAGUAAAGCUAGGAUUGUCGCCGGAAAAAAACAAAAAUAGAAGCAGAAAAAUGGAACUAGCAAGUACGCACAUUAUAUCGCAGAAAACCUAUAAAUCCUCCAGCCAAGGUGCUUCCUUCUAACAGUUGUUUGGCCUGCCAUGUUUCCUCUUUGCUUUUCUCUCUGCACGCUUUCUAUCAUUAUGUCUUCUCCCCAAAGUGAAGAAAGAUCCCCUGACCAAUAGAGCGAGAGAGUGAGGGAGAGAGCAGCAUAUUUAUAUCAACUACCAUAUCAAAAGAAGAGUUUAUCUUCAAAAUGAGAGACCAAAACUGGGUUGUUCAUUUAUCUUUGUUUCUAGUAGUCGGUAUCCAUUUUCUUCAUGGCCAAGUUGCAGUUUCAGCAGAAACAGAGCCAGAAACUCCUGCUUGCUCUGCCUCUGACAGGGCUGCGCUUCUCAAUUUCAAAUCCAGAGUCGUAAGAGAUACGACCGGCAUUCUAUCCUCUUGGGUAGGCGAUGACUGCUGCGGAGCGUGGGAGGGAAUCGAGUGCGACACGACUACAGGAAGGGUGAUUGGUCUGCAACUGCAAGGCCGCCCUACUACAGACAGCAGCAUCUUCAUGAAGGGAACCCUCUCUCCUUACUUGGGUGACCUUCAGUUCUUGCAGGUCCUGUUGAUCUCCGGUCUCAGACUGAUCACAGGCCCCAUCCCCGAGAGUAUCUCAAGGCUGUCACUCCUUACCCAACUCUAUCUUGAGAACAACAUGCUGGAAGGAAGCAUCCCCUCAGGCUUAGGUAAGCUGCCAUUGCUCAAAGCCCUCUCCCUCGGAGGUAACCGGCUGUCGGGGACAGUGCCUCCAAGUUUAGGCAACCUAAGGAACUUGGUCCAAAUCAACCUGGGGAAGAACCUUUUAACAAGUGGAAUGCCAUUCACUUUGAGAAACCUCCAUGGCCUGCAAUUUCUAGACCUGAGCUCUAACCUUUUCUCUGGGUACAUUCCUAACUUUCUUGGAGACUUGAAGAAUCUUACAUACCUUGACCUGUCCCAUAAUGAAUUCAGUGGAAGCAUACCAAGCUCAAUUUGUAACUUGCUCAGAAUAGUAGACAUGAAUUUAGAGUACAACAACCUUACAGGAGUUCUUCCACCACAGAUAGGCAACCUGAGAACUCUCAACACUAUCUCUGUUAGCCACAAUCAUCUUAUAGGAACCAUUCCUGCAUCUCUGGCCGGGCUGCCAAGUCUAUGGUACCUUAACCUCUCAAGCAACGCGUUUUCUGAUCCAUUGCCGGAGUCCCUUGCCAAAGGCCUCCCGUCUCUGCUAUCCAUCGAUCUCUCCUACAACAAUCUCCAACUGGGAACAGUUCCAAACUGGAUAACAAACAGAGCAUUGAGAGCCGUCCACCUUGCAGGAUGCAGAAUAGGAGGCCCUCUGCCGAAAUUCCCCAAUGCUUCUAGCAUUACUUCCAUAGAUCUGUCUGAUAACUCCAUUACCGGCCAAAUUGGCAACUUCUUUACCCCCAUGACAAGCUUGGAGACAGCAAAGAUAUCAAACAAUAAGCUGGAAUCUGAUGUAUCACAAAUUGUUCUCCCAAGCCAGCUGGCUACCAUAGAUUUACAUUCAAAUCAUCUAUACGGCCAGGUUUCAGGAUUCCUGGCAAACUCAGACCGUUUUCUAGAGUCGGUGUGUUUAUCUGGCAACAUGAUCACAGGUACCAUUGCAGAAUUUGCAGAAGGGCAGAAUUUGAGAAUCCUGGAUCUAUCUAGCAACAGAAUCACGGGCCCUCUUCCCAAGUCUCUGUCAAAUUUGGUCAACCUUCAGAGAUUGGAUGUAUCAAGGAACGGAAUUGAGGGCAACAUCCCAGUAAACCUGAGCCAGUUGAAGAGUCUGGAGUGGAUCGACGUGUCCAUUAACAGACUGCAGGGAAGCAUUCCAAAUUCCCUUGUAGCCCUCACAAGGCUGAGGCAUGCAAAUUUCAGAAGCAAUUUUCUCUGUGGCCUUAUACCACAGAGGAGGCCUUUCAACAUCUUCCCUGCAGCGGCAUACGCACACAACAAAUGCCUAUGCGGUACUCCGCUGCCACCUUGUAGGCAAAGAGAUUUCUAGCGCUGAGCCAGCACGCCGCUGACUCAGAAGCCAAAUGGGAUCUACGAGUCAUGACAUCAUUGGACUCAAGCAGAAAUAUCUUGAUUUUGACCAUGAAAGAAAACACAGAAAGGAAUGACAGUGGGGACUCAGCCAUCACGUUUAACUUUCAGAUCCCUUGUUCUUUCACGUAUCUCGUGGAUUUUAUCGGUUGUUCAUUCAUGAAAAGUGAGAGAAGAAUCCCCUUUUUCUCUUACCUAGAAUGCUUGUUUUAUGACUAGA
Nymphaea colorata (pocket water lily) is the source of this 2467-nucleotide messenger RNA. RefSeq names its product LRR receptor-like serine/threonine-protein kinase FLS2. The transcript has a single exon. Gene Ontology annotation, molecular function: protein binding. NCBI's taxonomy places the organism in Eukaryota, Viridiplantae, Streptophyta, Magnoliopsida, Nymphaeales, Nymphaeaceae. The record is from RefSeq and is a predicted model, not a curated record. The coding region runs from base 419 to 2206 and encodes 595 amino acids.